Messenger RNA from Branchiostoma belcheri (Belcher's lancelet), 660 nucleotides. RefSeq names its product immune-associated nucleotide-binding protein 11-like. Bases 1 to 660 code for a protein of 219 amino acids. The transcript is spliced from 2 exons. The record is from RefSeq and is a predicted model, not a curated record. Gene Ontology annotation, molecular function: GTP binding. Lineage: Eukaryota; Metazoa; Chordata; Leptocardii; Amphioxiformes; Branchiostomatidae.
AUGAACAAAACACAGACUAAAGACGUCACAUGUCAGCCAGCAUCUAGCUCAGCUAAGCUAGAUGACAUAGUCAGUGUCCAACUUUCACGUGAUAAGUUACAUGUAUCUAUUAGUAGGGACAUCAAUCUACUACUUGUAGGCUGUAAGGGUAAUGGCAAGAGCCACACAGGCAACACCAUCCUGGGCCAGGAGGCCUUCAGAGUCACCAGGAAAGGAGGAACAGAAAAGUCCAGCCUGUGCAGCAGCAGCCAUGAGGUUGAUGGAGUCAGUAGGAAGGUGACAGUAGUCGACACCCCUGGAGUCUCCCAGGCGAUGACAGAGUCUGAGUUUGAGGAGCUGGUUCGAGCUGUGAAGAUGGUUCCUGAGGGUUUUGAUGCCAUCUGUCUGGUCUGGGACUACAACAACUCUGAGAAGAGCGAAGAAAAGGAGGUCCAAGUGUUCCAGUCCCUCCAUAGGCUGCUUGGUGAUGGACUGUACGAGCAUCUUGUCAUCCUGGUCACACAUGCUCAGCAGGAGGACAUCCCAGAGUUCCUUGAUGGACUGCCUGAAGCCAUGAAGAAAAUUGUUCCUGCCGACAAGGCUAAUUGCAUGGUUGCAAUUGAAAAUAAGCCUGAUAGUGACUCAUUGGGAAGGAACAAUCAGGGAAGACUAUGGGACUGA